UGCUAUUGCACACUCUACGGUUGCAUGUUUAUAGCUACGGCACGAAGGCUCGCAAUGAGUGCGACUACGACAUGUGCGCCGUUUUCCAAGGCGGUUGUGGCGGCGAUGCGGAAGCUAUAUCCGCGAGAGCUUGCAGACAACUCUUGGGAUAAUACCGGAUUGCUGCUCGAAGCACCGUUCAUUCCGUCUCGCCGCCAGUCAAACACAGUCCUGCUCACCAUCGAUCUUACCAAGGCGGUUGCCGACGAGGCCAUUGCUCUCAAUUCCUCGAUCAUCGUCGCAUACCAUCCCAUAAUAUUCAGAGGAUUGAAGUCAUUGACUCUUGCCGACACACAACAGCAGUCCUUGCUGCGCUUGGCUAGUCAUGGCAUUAGUGUAUACUGUCCACACACGGCAUUGGACGCGGCGCCAGGAGGACUUGGAGAUUGGUUGGCAGACAUUGUUACAGGAACGAAGAAAGUGAAUGGACCCCAGGGCGCGGAUGAUCAGACCGACUCUUCAAAUCCCGCAGCAGAAAGCGACGACGAUCCCUUUGUUGAGAAGAAACGUCCCACCUUUACAUUGAACCACCACCCGAGCCAGCCCAUUCUUCGUUUGGGCAAGCCGCCCCAUUUGGCGAGCUCAUUCACUGCUCCACACAAGCGGGAAGUGAUCAAGCCGCAGUCGCCAGAAAUCCCUUCACAUCCCAAUGCAGGCAUGGGCCGCAUCGUGAGAUUCGACCACGCACAGCCACUCCCUGACCUCCUCGACCGCAUAGGAAAGGGCCUCAACAACCCCAAGGGCUUUCCCAUUGCCAUACCCCAAGGGAAAUCAAUCUCCGACAUGACCAUAAAAAGCAUAGGAAUAUGUGCAGGCUCCGGCUCAGGCUUGCUCAGCGGCCUAGACGUCGAUCUAUACUUUACAGGCGAAAUGGAUCAUCACGCCACGCUCGCAGCCAUUGAGCAGGGACGAGUAGUCAUCAGCCUGUUUCACAGCAACUCGGAGCGCGGAUUCCUGGCCGAAGUCAUGGCCAUGCAACUCGAAGACGCUAUAGACGUGGAGUGGAACAAGGUCAGGCAAGAGUGCGAAGACAAGGAAGAGUUCAAGGAUGCAGUAGCAGACUACGACUUUGAGGUCGCGGUAAGCGAGGCGGACAGAGAUCCAUAUAGCAUUGUGGUAUUGAAAAACGACGCAGAACAAGCUUAGAAAAA
Molecule: messenger RNA, 1190 nt
Organism: Exserohilum turcica Et28A
Lineage: Eukaryota; Fungi; Ascomycota; Dothideomycetes; Pleosporales; Pleosporaceae
Exons: 2
Coding region: 55-1185 (376 amino acids)
Cellular component (GO): cytoplasm; mitochondrion
Source: RefSeq, a predicted model, not a curated record